Prorocentrum cordatum is the source of this 516-nucleotide messenger RNA. Lineage: Eukaryota; Dinophyceae; Prorocentrales; Prorocentraceae. The record is from the annotation of a GenBank genome assembly.
AUGCUCGCGAGGAUCGAGGCCCAGAACCUCCCGGGCGCUGCCGCGUACCUGUGCGAGCAGAUCGGAUUCUACGUGAGCAACCACGGGGCCGACCCGUUCAGUCGCAAGAUCAUGUACCUGCACCUCAAUGGCUGGACCUACAUCGACGGCGGCGGGGGGUGCAUGAACCCCGCCACCGCGGUUGACUUUGCUGGGGCGAGGCGGAGGGUCCAGGAGCUCAUAGACGGCACGAACGUGCGCGUGAAGGAUCUCUCAGAGGCCUGCUGGCCGGACGCCAGCUGCCAGGACACGGGAGGCCCCGCCAGCGUGGUGCUCCUGGACGCCCUGCUGGAGGAGCGGCACGAGGCCCUGAUGCACAUCCUCACGAUGCUCUGCAUCAUCCUGCUCCUGCUGCUCUUCGUCGCCGUCGUGAACAGGAAAAUCACCACGUUCACACGGGCCAUCCUGCAGCCUCUGCGCUGGCUGGUCGACGACAUGGAGGCCAUGGGGUCGCUGGAGCUGCUCCAGAUUUGCCGG